AUGUCUUUUAAUCCAGAAAGUCAAAACUACAUGUCUGAUGAAAGUCUUAGGGCUUUCGUUGAGUCCCAGAACCUGGAGGGAAUACUGUUUCCUGAAUUUUCUGGGAAAAUCUCUCUCUCCUCCUUGUUCUCUAUUACACUGGAAGAAGUGCCUGCAGUUGAGACAUCUACUGAGAUCACAGCCACUUCAUUAAGCAAUUCAAAUGAGGGCUUAAGAAACCAAGAGGAGAAAAGUGUGUCCAUGCCAGGCACUGGUAAUUUGCUCAAAGCGGCUUUAUAUGAGAAGAUGGCUAAGCUGGUAGAAUUGUUGUUACUCAAGUAUCGAAUGAAAGAAGUGAUCACCAAGAAAGACAUGCUGAAAAUGGUAGUUAGAGAGUAUGAAAAACAUUUUUUUGAAAUACUCAGUAUGGCUUCUGAGCGCUUGGAACUAAUAUUUGGUAUUGAUGUGUUGGAAGUGAAUCGCACCAUCCAAAGCUAUGCUCUCUUCAAAAAACUGAAUAUCACCUAUGAUGGGCUGCAGGAUGGUAAUGAGUGCAAACCCAAGACCGGCCUCCUGAUUUUAAUCUUGGGAAUUAUCUUCAUGAAGGGCAACCGCGCAACUGAGGAAGAUGUGUGGAAAGUACUGAACAGGAUGGGCAUUUAUUCUGGCCAGAAUCAUUUCCUUUAUGGGGAGCCCAGAAAACUUAUCAUGGAAGACUUGGUGUUGGGAAAGUAUUUGGAUUAUAGAAAAGUGCCGAAAAGUGUUCCUCCUCGUUAUGAAUUCUGGUGGGGUCCUAGAGCCCAUUUUGAGAUCAAUAAGGUUAAAUUCCUCGAGUUUUUUUCCCAAAUUAAUGAUGCUGAUUCUCCUACAUACUCCUCUCGCUUUGAGGAAGCUUUGCGAGAUGAAGAAAAUAGAGCCUCAGUUUCACACAUGGCCAUAAUAUAUUCUAGGCUCGACUCAAGUUCCUCCCAGCCUUAG
Elephantulus edwardii (Cape elephant shrew) is the source of this 957-nucleotide messenger RNA. RefSeq names its product melanoma-associated antigen B16-like. The coding region runs from base 1 to 957 and encodes 318 amino acids. The transcript has a single exon. Gene Ontology annotation, biological process: negative regulation of transcription by RNA polymerase II. The record is from RefSeq and is a predicted model, not a curated record. Gene Ontology annotation, cellular component: nucleus. Lineage: Eukaryota; Metazoa; Chordata; Mammalia; Macroscelidea; Macroscelididae.